Messenger RNA from Physcomitrium patens, 2680 nucleotides. RefSeq names its product pyrophosphate--fructose 6-phosphate 1-phosphotransferase subunit beta. Gene Ontology annotation, cellular component: cytosol. The record is from RefSeq and is a predicted model, not a curated record. Gene Ontology annotation, molecular function: diphosphate-fructose-6-phosphate 1-phosphotransferase activity; 6-phosphofructokinase activity; ATP binding. Gene Ontology annotation, biological process: fructose 6-phosphate metabolic process; glycolytic process; photosynthesis. NCBI's taxonomy places the organism in Eukaryota, Viridiplantae, Streptophyta, Bryopsida, Funariales, Funariaceae.
GACUGUCUGCCUGUGCUGUGUUUCUCGAGAGCAUGUGCCAAAAGCAUCAUUCGCGAGAGUGUACGCAGAUCCUCGUCCGGAUAAAAUAAUUGUAUUUUUAUAUAUUUAUAUGCAGCAGUGAGCAUGGGUUCCUUUCCGAGUCAUCACUGGAAUCAUCGUCCCCUCACCGCAUCGCCAUUUAGUUGGCUCUGAUGAUGACUCAUGUCGCCCUAGAAAAAGUCGCGCAUGCUUGCGCAUGCUAAAGAGGCAGGAUGCUUUCACUUCCUCAAUAGUGGAGCGAUUGUGAUUCCAGUGCUGUGCUUCUCUUCCAAAAGUUGAUUGUGCUUGUGAGUGGCGAAAGGAGGAUUGGUGACACUGGCGAUGGAGAUCGAUUGAGAGCAACUUCGGAGUACAGCAGCUGAUUGAUUUCUUGCCGGAAGAUCUGUCGGUGAGGGUUUGGAGAACUGAUUGGUAGACGUCGAUCAAGAGCGAGCCAUGACGGUAACAAAUCCUUAUGGCCACCUCGAAGGCUACCAAGCACCUGGAAAAACCGGCACACGAGACUUGUCGGUGUACAGCCCCGUGCAAGCUAGCCGCCUCGAUCACACCCCACCCCUGCCUAAAGUUUUCCAUGGCCACUUCAAGCUCAAGCAUGGGCCCCCAUCGACAGCGGCUGGGCACCCAGAAGAGAUCGCCAAGCUCUUUCCGAAUCUAUUCGGGCAGCCCUCAGUGGAAAUGAUACCAUGCGAAGGGUCAGCUUACGAUGAAAACCGUGUGCUGAAGGUGGGAGUAGUGCUCUCUGGCGGACAAGCUCCGGGAGGCCACAACGUAAUCGCUGGGAUGUUUGACUACCUCCAGACUCAUGCCCCCGGGAGCAUCUUGUAUGGAUUUAAAGGUGGCCCUGCAGGCAUCAUGCGCAACAAGUGGCUUGAAAUCACCACCCCUCUUCUGUAUCCAUACAGGAACCAAGGUGGGUUCGACAUAAUAUGCAGCGGCCGGGACAAGAUCGAGUUGCCGGAGCAGUUCAAGCAGGCGGAGACGACCGUCACAGCGUUGGAUUUAGAUGGCUUGGUGGUGAUCGGAGGAGAUGAUUCCAACACAAACGCUGCCGUCCUAGCGGAGUAUUUCAGGGAGAAGAAAAUCAAGACUCGCGUGUUGGGGUGCCCGAAGACCAUUGACGGGGACUUAAAAUCCAAGCAAGUGCCGAUCAGUUUUGGCUUCGACACAGCGUGCAAGAUCUACUCAGAAAUGAUUGGGAACAUUAUGGUCGACGCAAGGUCCACCGGGAAGUACUACCACUUCGUAAGGUUAAUGGGGCGUGCUGCGAGUCACAUCACGCUGGAGUGCGCGCUCCAGACGCAUCCAAACAUGGCCAUCAUCGGCGAGGAGGUUCAUGCGCAGAAGAAGACGCUUCGGCAGGUGACGAAUUCAAUAGCAGAUGUUGUGUGCAGGCGGGCCGGGCUGGGAAAACACUACGGCGUGAUAUUGAUUCCGGAGGGGUUGAUCGACUUCAUCCCAGAAAUCGAGAGCCUGAUUGCAGACUUGAACGAUCUCCUGGCGACUCAGGGGUGCGACCCCCAAGGCCACUGGAAAUCGAAGCUGAAGCCCGCCUGUCGGGCCUUGUUCGACUCCCUCCCUCAUAACAUACAAGAGGAGCUUCUGCUGGAGCGGGAUCCUCACGGAAACGUGCAAGUGGCGAGGAUCGAGACCGAGAAGAUGCUCAUCUCCAUGGUGGAGACGGAGCUCUUCGCACGGCAGCACGAGGAGACAUUCAAAGGGUUCUUCAAGGGCCAGUCGCAUUUCUUCGGAUACGAGGGCCGUUGUGGGUUGCCGACCAAUUUCGAUGCGACCUACUGCUACGCGCUGGGGUUCGCAGCAAGCGGUCUCCUGCACAUGGGUCAAACGGGGCUGAUUGCAUCUGUAUCGAACUUGACCGCGCCGGCGACUGAGUGGGGUGUGGGCGGGACAGCGCUGACGCAGCUCAUGGAUGUGGAGCGACGCAGGGGAAAGAACAAGCCUGUAAUUAAGAAGGCGAUGGUGGAGCUUGACGGUGCGCCAUUCAAGACAUUUGCUAGCAUGCGAGACCAGUGGGCUGUGGAAGAUAGUUACAUCAGUCCUGGGCCGAUUCAGUUCACGGGUCCCACCGCGGAUGAUACCUGCUACACACUGAAGCUCGAAGCUGGAGCUCUCUGAACGAUCGACCUAGAUGUGAUCCCAUCUAGACAUCUAGACAUCUAUCUAUGAAAUCACGGUCCUUUCUUCAGUCAUAACGUGCAAGUUGUAACACCCAUUUUUUUCCGCUUCGAGCUCAAGCUCAAUGCACCUUUAUGGAUGCUUCCCCUCGGCGACAUGCCAGUCGUGCUGCCUCUGGUUAGCGCUUGCGACAACGAGACUCGUCUGGUUUCACUGGGAAGAUUUACAUCAGACGUCUCAUAGUUUCAUUUUCUUCGAACUCGGCGUGACAGAAGAGGGAUUUUUUUUUUUUUUUUUUUUUUUUUUUUUUUGCUUUUGUUUGGUGCAGCUACUGGAGUUUUCGAGUGAGAUAAAAUUCGAACCAGUUGGACACUUGUGGCCCAAGUUGGAGAGUAGAGAACUGGAUCCGAGAUUAGUUAUUAGAAGGUUUGAAUUCAAAAUAUGUCGAAAAGAAAUUUUUGUCCAUGCUGCACCGCCUACUCAAUAAAAUAUACAAAAGUUAUGAAUA